AUGUCAAGUACAAGAAUGAGAGAUGUUACUGAUCAUGGAAUACGGAAGCCAAGAUCCGGCAGGGGAGGAAUAUCACGAUUAGACCACGGGGCCUCCCAGGUCGUCAUCCAGAGAAAUCCCCGUGACAGGAGAACGAAUAAGAACGCAACUAUCUUAAAGACUGACAAGAGUAACAAGAAGAACAGGAGUAAUACGACUUUAACUCGCAUUGCAACGUGGAACAUCAAGACCCUCUAUAAAACUGGAAAGCUAACAACCGUUGCUAUUGAGAUGCGCAGAAUGGGCAUAGAAGUCCUUGGUCUCAGCGAAGUUAGAUGGCCAAAUGCUGGAGAAUGUAAUAGCGAUAAUGUGGUACUGUACUAUUCUGGAUGUCAGAACGGCGAACACCAACAUGGAGUGGGUAUUAUGAUAAAAAAAGAACUCAAACAAUAUGUUGCUAAUUUCGUGCCCUAUAAUGAAAGAAUGAUGCUGAUCCAGUUGCGUACAAAGCCUAUAAACACCAACCUGAUACAGGUAUAUGCUCCCACAGCCGACAGCGAUGAAGAAACUAUAGAGAAGUUCUACUCAGACCUAAACGAGCUAACUAAAAAGUUGAAGAAACAUGAAAUUAACGUGAUAAUGGGGGAUUUCAACGCUAAGGUUGGCAAGGGAAGGAUCGAGAAUACUGUUGGUGGCUUCGGACUGGGAGAUAGGAAUGAGAGAGGGGAACGACUCAUAGAGUUUUGUCAGGAGAAAGAUUUAGUUAUUGCGAAUACUUUUUAUGAGCUACCACCUCGACGACUCUAUACUUGGACAUCACCAAGAAGUAGCAAAGAGAAGAUCAUAAGGAAUCAAAUUGAUUUCAUUUGUGUCAACAGACGGUUUAGGAAUAGCAUUGAGAGUGCUAAAACCUACCCAGGUGCAGAUGCGGACACUGACCACGAAUUGCUUGUAGCCAACGUAAAAGUGAGACUAAGGAAGCUGCAAAGGAUAAUAAAACCGAAGAUAAUAAACACAGAAAAGCUCAAACAACAGCAGUAUCAGAAGGAGUUUAACGACUCAAUAGCAAGUGAGUUUUUGGAAGCAUCAGCGACAAAUAUCGACAUGGCCUGGGACCAAAUCAAAUCUACAAUGUUGACUGCCGCGGACCAAGUUGUAGGCAGAAGAGAACAUAAUACGAAAAACCCCUGGAUGACACAGGAAAUCAUAAACCUUAUAGAGGAAAAGCGUAAAUACAAAAACACUGACCCGCAAAAAUAUAAACAAUCAAAAAGACAAAUAGAACACCGCAUAAGAAAAGCCAAAGAGACAUGGAUGGAGGAGAAUUGCCGUGAAAUGGAACAACUGAACAAUAAACAUGAUUAUUUUAAUCUACAUAAAAAGUUAAAGGAAUUAACUGGAAAUAAAAAAAAAGAAUACCGAUGA
This is a messenger RNA of Sitophilus oryzae (rice weevil), 1404 nucleotides long. RefSeq names its product craniofacial development protein 2-like. Gene Ontology annotation, cellular component: nucleus. Lineage: Eukaryota; Metazoa; Arthropoda; Insecta; Coleoptera; Curculionidae. Gene Ontology annotation, biological process: chromatin remodeling. The record is from RefSeq and is a predicted model, not a curated record. The coding region runs from base 1 to 1404 and encodes 467 amino acids. The transcript has a single exon. Gene Ontology annotation, molecular function: catalytic activity.